Limulus polyphemus (Atlantic horseshoe crab) is the source of this 2080-nucleotide messenger RNA. Its product is annotated as collagen alpha-1(IX) chain-like. NCBI's taxonomy places the organism in Eukaryota, Metazoa, Arthropoda, Merostomata, Xiphosura, Limulidae. The record is from RefSeq and is a predicted model, not a curated record. The annotation marks the transcript as partial. The transcript has 18 exons.
CCUCAAACAGGACAGACGAUCAUCUCUGCAUGGGACUUGGAGCUCGAAAGUGAGAGAAAGAUUGUGUGCUGUGUGUCACAUUUAGUGAUUAGACACAAAACAGAGCCCAACAGGUCGUGGAAAUACUGUUCAUAAGGUAUUUUAGCGAAUCCUUCUGUAAAAAACAAGAAAUUAAAUGUACUGUUAAAUAAAAAAAUUCUGAAGCAGGGGACUGUGGGUAAUAACCGUUUAAAAAAAUUAUUUAUUUCGGUAUUCUACAAGUUCUACUUUAGCAAACAUUACAGUACGAUCUGUUGAUUAUUAAUUAUUUAGAAAAGAAAAUUACGGUGUUUUUUGUUUCAAAAAGCGACUAACAACACUUUGAAAGUGUUGAAUCAGUUGAAAUUUGAUCGAAAAGUCCCGAACGAUAGAGGCAAUUUUACCGUUUCGCAUAACAAGUGUAGUGAUCUGGCGAAAGGGAAGAUAACUGUUGAUAUUUGAAUAAUAUAAGUAUAUAAUAUCAUCUACAGCCAUCUGAAUCUCGGAUGAAUGUUUGGAUGAACAAAAUAAAUAAAUCGCCUAAAGGAAAGAAGAAUAACUAGGUCCUACUUGGACAUGUGGUAUUUAGCCUUGGCUAUUUUAACUAUCCCGUUUCUUUCUCAGAAUUUUGUGGUUUCGCAGUCCAUCAUCAAUGAUGUAAAUAAUAUCUGUCCAGAGAUCAAGCCUGGUCAGGAUGACCUCCCAGGGUUUGAUCUGAUACGAAACUUCAGACUAGAUGAUCCACACCUAGGGUUUCCCGGGGUGAAAGAGGUGCGAGGCUCUAACAGAAUGCAAAAAGCUUACCGGCUGUUUCCACAAAAAGCUAACUUAACACGGCCCACAAGGUCAAUUUUUCCGCUGGGAUUACCGGAUCAGUUUUCUCUUGUGGCUACUUUCCGGAAACGAAACUUACAUAAAGGUCAAUGGAGCCUUAUUCGCAUUGACGACAUUUUAGGAAAGCCUCAGUUUGGAGUAACUAUUAUCCCCAAGAGGAAAGAAAUGGACUUUUACUCCCUCGACUUCCAGGGCAAACUUCAAACACUAACCUUUAGUGAUAUCGAGGUAAACGACAAACAAUGGCACAAGAUUGACUUCAGUGUCUAUCAAGAUAAAGUCACGCUUUACAUGGAUUGUAAAAAGGCGACAACACUGACUAUGAAUCAACGUGGACCAAUAGACGUCAACGGAAACAUAGUGCUUGCACAGUACAAAGGCAAAAACAAAAGUGUGCCUUUAGAUUUACAAUGGAUGGUAUUGAGCUGCGACCCCACGCGGGCGAAAAGAGAAACUUGUGAUGAACUACCUGAAAAUCUGCAGAAACGGCAAGAAUGUCAAGUGUGUCCGGCUGGUCCUCCAGGUCCGCCUGGAUUAAAUGGAACGGAAGGCCCACCUGGCCCUCAUGGCGAACCUGGUGAACCAGGUUUACAAGGAAUUCCAGGAUUGAGAGGGACUAAAGGAGAAAUAGGAAUUGCUGGUAUAGCUGGCCUACCAGGACCGAUAGGACCACCUGGACCAAUUGGCCCACCAGGAAGACAAGGCUCACCGGGUCCUAAGGGUGAAUUUGGUCUACCAGGACUACCUGGCUUAACGGGUCUUAAAGGUGAAAUGGGAGAACCAGGAAUUCCAGGAGAACCUGGACCACCUGGGAUCAUGGGAGCAAUGGGACCAAGAGGACCACCAGGACAGCCAGGUGAUGCAGUCGUGGUAGAGGGGCCAGUUGGACCUCAAGGAGAACCUGGACUUCCAGGGCUUCAGGGAGAACAAGGUCUUCAGGGAUUGCCAGGACCUGUCGGAACUCCAGGAAAGAAGGGGGAACCAGGAGAAAAAGGACAAGUAGGAAGAAUUGGCGAUAGAGGACCACCUGGAGAACGAGGAGUACGAGGGUUUCCAGGACCAAUAGGCCCAAGCGGACCUCCCGGUCCUCCAGGAAGAGACGGAAUCCCUGGAAGGGGUAAUGAAGUCGUAUCUGUACCUGUAUGUAUUACUGUAAUUAUGCUAUUUAUGAACAACAAAAAAAUUAAAUUUCUUUGUAAUAAUCAUUAUUAUAAGAUUUAUAUUGUCA